AUGGAGCUCAGGUCAAUGUCGAAACGACCACCACCUUAUACACAUGUCGAUAGACAUAAGUUUAUGAAUUCGCAAAAUAUCUCCACGACGAAAAAACAGAAUGGUUUAAGAAAGGUCAAAUUCGAAGAACAAGAUGAUUCACCACCAGUAAUAGUUAAGGAUGAAUGUACUAAGUUUUCAAAAUGUAAAUUAUUUAUCUAUUCCAUUUGUGCGCUCCUGAUAUUCUUCAUAUGUAUUAUUUGGAUUUUUCUGGUGUUCCCUUAUCCUAUGCAUGCUUCUUGCAUUAUAAAAUGGAAGUUUGAAGAUCCUUGCAUAUAUGUCAUGCAGAAAUUUCGAUCUCAAAUACUUAAUUGGUCAUCCUGCAUGAAUUGUGGACCACGUGGUAGUAAAUGUCUGUAUACGCUUAAAGAACCAAAUCCAAAUGAAAGUAAUAUAAUUAGAGCUACACAUCUUGCUUCAAAUUUAAGAACUACGGAAACGAUGAAAAUUGAUUUCGAACAAAUUAACAAAACUUGUAUAGCAACGGGAGAAUCCACAUCAAAUGAAUGGUUUAGAGUAUUUGAUUAUGGUACAAAUUACUGUAAUUUGCAUAAUUUAAUAACCGGGAUUGGUUUUGAUAAAAGUUUGAAAUUUUUGGAACUAACAAGCAAUACAGUUUGCACACAAUAUAAUAUGGCGGUUUGUAAUUAAAAAAAUUAUUUUGAUUUUUCUUUAUUAUUUAUAAAACAUUUUAAUUUAAUUAUAUUUGUUAACAAUUUUAA
Apis laboriosa (Himalayan honeybee) is the source of this 761-nucleotide messenger RNA. RefSeq lists its product as uncharacterized. The transcript is spliced from 5 exons. The coding region runs from base 1 to 690 and encodes 229 amino acids. NCBI's taxonomy places the organism in Eukaryota, Metazoa, Arthropoda, Insecta, Hymenoptera, Apidae. The record is from RefSeq and is a predicted model, not a curated record.